CUAAUUAGCGACAGGUGUGUUGGAGGUGUUUUCCCGCGCAGAGUGACAGUGGAAAGUCGGAGGACAGCCGUCUGCUGCGAUGAAAACAAAGUGGAAACUCUUUAUGUUGUUUAUUUGCGUUCUAUCAAAGGGGGCCGUCAAAUGUUUUGUUGAGUCCCGCGCGGUUCCGUUCAGCGCGGGAGAAGAACUUUUGGAGUUGCGUGAAAAGCCAUCCAGGAAGGACAGAGCUGGGGCGCACAGAUCGUCUCUUCUCAGUUCGGGGAAGACCUAUCACUCCAAGACUUUAGUGACGCCGUUGUCCAUGCGUCCAGUGCAGCCCGGGGCAGGGAUCCAGGCCGACGCCGCCAAAGGCCCGGACGUCUCUGUCACCUGCUUCCCGUCUGACUUUGUGGUGCGGGUGAACCCAGCUUUCUACGGGUUGGGCGCAGACGCGCAGGAGCUGACGCUUGGCAGCAGCUGCAAGAGCAACGGGGUGCUGAAACCUCAGGGAGAUCUGCUCUUCAAAUAUUCCUUGACUGCAUGUGAUGGAGUGCGUGAGCUGUCUCAUGGAUAUCUCAUCUACAAAAACGUGCUCCAUUAUGAACCCUCAUCCAAACGGUUUCCAAGCAGGGCCCAACAGCUGAGCAUCAACAUUGAAUGCCAUUAUCGAAGGGACCACUCUGUGCAUCAGCUUGCAGUGCAGCCCACUUGGCAAACUGUAUUGGUGCGCAAGAACCUGAAAGGACGUCAAAUGGAUUUUCAGCUCAAGCUAAUGGAAGAUUCCUGGAAAAUGCCAGCCAAGACGCAGGCGUAUCUACUGGGACAAACAGUAAACCUCCAAGUCUCUGCUCCCCACCUUCUCUCUGGAGAGAAAGUGUACAUCAAUAGCUGCUAUGUCACACCGACCGGGUCGAAAUCAUCCCUCAAAUACACCAUCAUCGAUAACUAUGGUUGCAUGCUGGACAGUAAACAGGACCCCGGAGCCUCACAGUUCAUUUCAAGGACAGACGACACCUUAAGGUUCUCUCUGAAGGCUUUCCAGUUCACAGCUGAUCCAGACACUGAGGUCAGCAUCCACUGCAAAUUAUUGGUCACAUCAGAGGAACCAGGACCGAUGUAUAAAUCCUGUACCUACAAAAGCCACAGAUGGAUGGCUCUCACUGGUGAGGACUCUCUCUGUGAAUGCUGUGAGUCAAAGUGUGUAACCUCCAAGUCCAGAAGGGCUUUGAAGGAAGGUUCGGCAAGUAGCAGGCCACUCCUAGUUUCUGAUCAGCCACAUGCAGCAGAUGAAGGCUUUAUACCUGCUGGUCCUUCUGCAAGCAGCUGGAGAAGAGGAGACAAGGAAAACCAUUACUCUAACCUUUACAACCAUGGGAAUUUCUGGGAAAAAACAAAUGCAGGAAAGUAUGGCAAAGCAGCUGCAGAACCUAAACUUGUCAAGUUUGAUUACAUGAAGGUUUUGGAGGAGGAGAUGGGUCAACCAGAGGAGACAAAUCUCGCUGACUUGAAAGAGGAUGGGUCAGGGGACCAGGAGGAAGACUUCCAAAAGAUUGAAGAGGAAGUCGAGCUGGAGAGUAAUGAAGAUGAACCCAGCUUGAACCAUCAGGGGAGUGAAGGGUCCAAUCCCACAGGGAAGAUUGAGGAACUGAUAACAACAGAGGAAAGCUCAAAGGAGAUGCUUGUUACCUUUGAAGAGAAGGAGCUGCAUGGGUGUGGAAGCAACAAGACCAUGAGGACUUCUGACCUUCCAUUGAAUGAAGACAGUCUAGCAGAUGAAAAGACGUGGUAUUUCACAUGGAGAUAGUUAAAUC
Oryzias melastigma (Indian medaka) is the source of this 1790-nucleotide messenger RNA. RefSeq lists its product as uncharacterized. The transcript has 8 exons. Gene Ontology annotation, biological process: binding of sperm to zona pellucida; positive regulation of acrosome reaction; egg coat formation. Gene Ontology annotation, cellular component: extracellular matrix. The coding region runs from base 80 to 1783 and encodes 567 amino acids. Gene Ontology annotation, molecular function: acrosin binding. The record is from RefSeq and is a predicted model, not a curated record. NCBI's taxonomy places the organism in Eukaryota, Metazoa, Chordata, Actinopteri, Beloniformes, Adrianichthyidae.